AUGGCGGAGGCUGUGGUAGGGCAGGUGGUGGUCAAGCUUGGUGCGGCGCUGGCGAAAGACGCGCUCACGUUUGGCGCAAAACUGCUAUGGAAGGAAGCCUCCGCCCUCAGGGACCUCUUCGGCAAGAUCCGUGACUCCAAGGCAGAGCUGGAGAGCAUGCAGGCCUACCUGCAGGAGGCGGAGCGGUUCAAGGACACUGACAGGACAACUGCCAUCUUCGUCGGCCAGAUCAGGGGCCUCGCCUUCCAGAUCGAGGACGUCGUCGACGAGUUCACCUACAAGCUGGAGGAGGAGAAGCAUGGGGGCUAUGACGCCAAGAUGAAGAAGAGGCUGAAGCAUAUCAGGACCUGGCGCCGCCUGGCGGCCAAGCUCCAAGAUAUCCAAGCCAAGCUGCAGGAUGCUAAGCGGAGGAAGAAGGAUUACUCAAUUGACAGAUUUGUUUCUGCGGCCAGAUCGACGAAUCAAGCUCUGCAUUUCACCAGGGAUGAGGACCUUGUGGGGAUUGAGGAGAACAGGGAAAGGCUGAUACGGUGGCUGACCGGCGGAGGCGGUGGUGCUGAUGGUCUGGAGCAGAGGACCAGCAAAGUCACCACGGUGUGUGGGAUGCCUGGUGUUGGCAAGACCACUCUGGUUGCUCAUGUGUACAACACCGUGAAGGUGGAUUUCGACGCCGCUGCAUGGGUAACCGUGUCGCAGAAUUACCGUCUUGAAGACCUGCUGAAGAAGAUCGCCACAGAGUUCGGGGUCGCAGUUGAUAUCGCCAACAUUGAGAUGAGAGGCCUAGCAGAAUCCAUCCAUAACUACCUUCAAGGUAAAAAGUACAUCUUGGUCCUGGAUGAUGUCUGGACUGCACGCGUGUGGACAGAGAUAAGGAAUGUCUUCCCAACAUCUGAUCGUACCGGCCGAUUUGUCAUAACAUCAAGAAAGCAGGAAGUGUCGUUGUUGGCAACUAGGGAGUCUGCAAUUCAGUUGGAACCGCUACAAGAACGUCACUCUUGGUUGUUAUUCUGCCAAGGAGCUUUUUGGAAUGAUGACGACAAAGAGUGCCCGCUGGAGUUGCACAAAUUAGCGGUGAAGUUCAUUGCAAAGUGUCAAGGUUUGCCUAUUGCUCUUGCAUGCAUUGGCCGCCUACUCUCCAGCAAACUCCCAAAUUUUGCCGAAUGGGAGAAUGUGUACAGGGGUUUGGAUUCACAGUUGGUGAAAGACAUGCUCCCUGAUGUUGAUAUGAUUCUAAAGGUCAGCCUGGACGACCUUCCAUAUGAUUUGAAGAAUUGUUUCUUAUACUGUGCAUUAUUCCCAGAAGAUUAUGUAUUAAAGAGGAAGACGAUAAUGAGGCAGUGGAUUGCUGCUGGAUUUAUCAGGGAAAAGGAAGGGAACAGAACCUUGGAGGAAGUGGCCGAGGGAUACUUGGUUGAGCUCGUGAACCGAAGCCUACUGCAGGUAAUGGAGAGCAAUCAUGCCGGAUCACUGAAAUCCUACCGGAUGCAUGAUGUCAUACGCCUGCUUGCCCUCAACAAAGCCAAAGAGGAAUGCUUUGGUGAAGUUUGUAAUGGCUCUGCUGCCGGGGCAUUUUCUGCAGAGUGUGUACGUCGCAUAUUUGUCCAAGGGGAAAACCUUGAGCAGCUGAGACGAUCUGGUGCGACACAUAUCCGUGCGCUCCAUGUAUUUAAAUAUAGCAAUGUUGAUUUGCUGAAGCUUAUCCUAACAUCUUCAAAUUUGCUGUCAACAUUGGAUCUGCAAGGUUCUCGUGUCAAAAUGCUUCCCAAUGAGGUAUUCGACUUGUUUAAUCUGCGUUAUUUGGGACUUAGGGAUACCGAUAUUGAAAGCCUACCUGAAGCAGUGGGGAGGUUACAAAACUUGGAAGUCUUGGAUGCUACCAACGCUAAUCUGACGUAUUUGCCGAACAGUGUUGUAAAACUUCAGAAGUUGAGAUACCUGUAUGCAUAUACUGUUCCUGGUACAUUAGAGUCAUUAGAAAUUUUCAGGGUAGGUGGAGUCAACGUGCCUAAUGGAAUACAGCACUUGGCAGGAUUGCGUGCUCUCGAGUGUGUCAAAGUCACUCCAGUGUUUCUGCGUGAAGUUAGAGCUUUGACAGAGCUAAGAACAUUCACUGUGUGCAAUGUGAGAAGUGAACACUCUGCUGACUUGAGCAAUGCUAUCUCUAAAAUGAGCCAUCUUGUUCAUCUCGGAAUUGCCGCUGCAGCUGAGAAUGAGGUGCUGCAGUUUGAAGGGCUAUAUUUACCUCUAACCCUGUCUUGGCUUGGUUUAGCAGGACAGCUAGAAAAAACAUCGAUGCCAAAGCUUCUCUCUUCUUGGUCACACCUUAAUAGCCUCACUUGCUUGACCCUGGGAUUCUCCAAUAUUGAUGAGGACACAUUUUCCUGUUUGUGCGUGUUACAUGGUCUACGCUCUCUUGGGCUAAUGAAGGCUUUUGAAGGGAAGAGGUUGGACUUUUACGCAGGCUCAUUUCCAAAACUUCAGUUUCUACACAUAUGGGGCGCGGCACAGCUCAACCAAGUUAGAAUAGAGAAGGGCGCAAUGCAAAACCUCGUCGUGCUAUUGUUCAUGUACUGUCCCGAGUUGAAGUUUCUUCCAGAUGGUAUCGAAUAUCUUAGGGCCCUUGAAAAAUUACGUCUGGAGGACACAUCAGAAGAAUUGAUUGAGAAACUCCGGCGACAGAGAGAUUCAGAUGAAUGCAAUGAAGAUAUAAUGAAGAUUAGCCACAUAAGGAAUGUUACAGUUGAACUGACUCGGAAAGGACUGUUUGAAAGGAUUAGGUGA
Molecule: messenger RNA, 2781 nt
Organism: Triticum turgidum subsp. durum (durum wheat)
Lineage: Eukaryota; Viridiplantae; Streptophyta; Magnoliopsida; Poales; Poaceae
Source: the annotation of a GenBank genome assembly